This is a messenger RNA of Sinocyclocheilus grahami, 4010 nucleotides long. Its product is annotated as golgin subfamily A member 6-like protein 22. Gene Ontology annotation, molecular function: GTP binding. The transcript is spliced from 9 exons. NCBI's taxonomy places the organism in Eukaryota, Metazoa, Chordata, Actinopteri, Cypriniformes, Cyprinidae. The record is from RefSeq and is a predicted model, not a curated record. The coding region runs from base 285 to 4010 and encodes 1241 amino acids.
CAACAAGGAAAUAAUCAUAUUAACACGAUGAAACCUGCAGGUAUCACAUUUCCUUAUAUACACUCUAUAUGCAAUAUGAAAUCUAAACAUCAGAUAACACUAAAACAUGAGUUUAUUUUAAUCAUCAAUGUCAUUAAUAAGUGUAUGAGCUGCAGGAACAUCAGUGAGUUUCACUUUCAUUUCAGUCACAGAAGCGUACGAGAAAGAAAUCUGACGAUGAAGAGAGACGUCAGGAGUCAGAGAAGAUGAUCAGCUGAAGACUGAAGAAAGAGCAGAGUAUCAACAUGUCAACCGCUGACACCAGAAUGAUUGUCGUCCACAAUCCUCCUCUCAGGAGAAGAUGGAGCAAACAAGAACCUCCUAUGAUGAGGAUUGUUGUUCUGGGUUCGAGCGUGUCAGAAAACUGUCUGGUGGGAAACUUCAUCUUAGGACGAGCAGCGUUUGACAGUGAAGCUCCUCCAGAUGUUGUAGAGAGAGUCGGAGGAAGACUGAAGGACAGACACUUGAUGCUCAUCAACAGUCCUCAGCUGCUCCAGAGGAACAUCUCAGAUCAUCAGAUCACACAGACAGUGAGAGAGUGUGUGCAUCUGUCUGCUCCAGGACCUCAUGUGAUCGUGCUGCUCCUCAAUCAUGAGCUGUGUUCACCAGAAGAUCAGGAGUGUGUGGAGAAGGUGCUGCGCUCUUUCUCUGAGCAGGUAUAUCAACACACCAUGGUGCUCAGCACACAAGAGCCCACAGAAACCAGUGACAUCCUACAGAACAUAAUUCAGAAAUGUGCAAACAGACACUUCAGUCUUCAGAGGAGCAGCUCUCCUGAGGAUCUGCUGCAGACGCUUGAACACAUUGAGAAGAUGAAUGACGGACGUUAUCUGCACUGUGCUGAAGCUGCACAGUGUUUCACAAUGGAGCAACAGAACACAGAGAGACAAGGUGUGAAGCUGAAUCUGGUUGUGUGCGGGAGCGACAGCACAUUAAAAUCCUCUGUAUCAGAUCUGAUCCUGCAGCAGACAGACAGAAUAUCAGAUGUGGAGCUUCAUAGACAUCUGAUCAGUGCAAUAGAGCUUCCUGCUCUGAUCCGGCUCUCAGAGGAGGAAGAGAUGUGUCAGACUCUCCGCUGUGUGUCUCUCUGUCAUCCUGGAGUUCAUGUGUUCCUCAUCAUUAUUCCUGACGCUCCUCUCAAUAAUGAAGACAAAGCAGAAAUGGAGGAGCUCGAGAGGAUCUUCAGCUCAAGAAUCAACAAACACAUCAUGAUCCUCAUAAUGCAGAGCUCAGAGCAUCAGACAGCAGAACUCAAUGAAGAAACACAGUCUGUCAUUGAGAGGUUUGGAGGACGACAUCAUUUCUUUGGUCCCAAAACACAAGUGUCCUCGUUGAUGGAGAACAUCGAGCAGAUGCUGGCAGAAAACAGAGGAGAGCAUUUCUCCACAGAGAUGUUUCUGGAGGCACAGAUGAAGAAACUGAUGAAAUAUGAAGAGAUGAAGAAGAAAACUGACUCACUAGAGAUGCAUUUACCAUCACAAGGUUCAUCAGAGAGUGAAGAUGAUCUGAGGAUUGUUCUGCUGGGAAAAACUGGAGUGGGGAAAAGUGCAACUGGAAACACAAUCUUAGGAAGAGAAGCGUUUACAGCAGAGACAUCUCAUGAGUCUGUGACUAAAGAGAGUCAGAGAGAAUCAUCUGAAAUCAACGGGCGACGUGUUUCUGUGAUCGACACUCCAGGACUGUUUGAUACUGAACUCAGUAACGAGGAGAUCCAGAGAGAAAUCAGACACUGCAUCUCCAUGAUCCUGCCUGGACCACAUGUGUUCAUCAUUGUGCUCAAUUUAGGACAACGAUUCACUCAAGAAGAGGCAACAGCUGUGAAGAUCAUCCAAGAGACGUUUGGUGAGAAAUCUUUAAUGUUCACCGUGGUGCUCUUCGCCAGAGGAGACGAUCUGAAGGACAAAACCAUUGAACAGUUUCUGGGAAAACCAGGAUCUCCUCUGAUGAAGCUGAUUGAAGCGUGUGGAAAUAGAUUCCAUGUGUUCAAUAAUAAUCAGACUGCAGACCGAACACAGGUGACUGAUCUACUGCAGAAGAUAGAUGACAUGGUGAAAGAAAAUGGAGGGAGUUUCUACUCAUGUAAGAUGUUCAGAGAGAUGGAGAGAGAAAAACAAGAACAACAGAUGAAGAUCCUGAUGGACAGAGUGAGAGAAAGAGAGGAAGAGAUGAAGAAACUAGAAGAAGAGAAAGAGAGAAUGAAGAUGAUGAUGGAGGAAGAACAACAGAAUCAGGACAAAGUGAGGAAGAGAAGAGAAGAGGAACUGAAAAGAGAAAUAAGAGAACAAGAGAAACAUCAGAGAGAGACACGAGACGAGAUGAGACGAGAACGAGAGACAUUUAGACAAGAGACAGAGGAAAUGAAGAAAGAAAAAGAGAAACUGCAGAUCAAAUAUGAGACAGAAAUAGACAAACUGAUGAACAGAAUUGAGAAUGAGAGAAAGAAAAGAGAAGAAGAAUACAUAGAAAGAGAAGAACGAUAUAAAACACUGACAAAAGACAAAGGGGAGAAAGAGAGAGAAAUCUGUAAGAUGAAGAGAGAACGAGAGGAACUGGAAAAACAGGAUUUAGAGGAAAAGACAAGCAGAGAAGAAGAGGACAAGAAAAAAAUAGAGAAAGACAAACAGAUUCAGAGACUGAAGAGUGAAAUGGAGGGAAUAAUCAGAGAGAAAGAGAGAAUAGUAAGAGAGAGACGAGAACAACUGGAGGAUUCAGAGAAUAGACUGAAAGAAGAAAUAAAGAUGAGAGAAGAUCAACAGAAGACUCUUGAAGAGAAACUGAGACUCCUUGAAAAACAGCAUGAAGAUGAACUGAAGAGAAGACGAGUGGAGUGGAGAGAGGAAUAUGAGAAAGAGAAAGAGGAGAUGAAGAAGAUGAAGAAGAUCAGCUCUGAAACUGAUCCUUCACUACUGGUCACAGUCUACAGGAAACUAGAGACUGAAUACAGCGAGUGGUCCUGGAGUCUUCGCAGUGCCAUGAUGGAAACUGAGAACAAACUAUACAACAAAAUAGAAAAUGAAGUGAUUCAUGAGGUUGAUGAAACUGAUCUUCACAGAGAACUAAAGAAGACAAGUGAAGAAGUGGAAAAAUCAAUGUCUGAAUUAUUUGAGAAAGACAGAGAUAAAGAUAUACUGAUUCAAUGGAAAACAUCAUUUGAAAUCAAAAUCAAAGAGCUUCAGGAAAACAUUGUGAGAGAAACAAAGAGGAGAUUAAAUGAGGUUCUUCAGCAGCGAGACAUGAAGAAAAAGAUUAAUGCUCAGAGGACACGUCAUGAAAACACUCUCUGUGAAAAGAGCAAAGAACUCACCUUUAAACUCAGAGACAAAGCAAAUGAUGAAGGAACACUGAAGAAAGAGUUUGAUUUGUUUUGGGAACAAAAUGUGAAUAUGAUUAUUAGAGACACUCCUCCAAUCAGAGACAUUGACGUAAUAAGAGAUGUGAAAUUGAUCCUCAGUGACGUCUAUGAAAGUCUUCCUGUAGAUCACUGGAGGGAGAGCAGGGAUAUUUUCACUGUGCAGAGUUAUUCAGGUUAUGUGAGGGUUAAGAGAUCCAGUGGAAUUACAAAACCUGGUAAUCAUAUGAUUAGAAUAAUUAAUGAGAUGUUGCGUUUCUUUCUAUCUAGAGAGGAUGAUGCUCUAAAUGACCAGGUGGAGCUGCUGUCGGUGGAGCUGCUGCUGGUGCAGCUCUUAGUGGAGCUGUUGGUGGAGCAGCUGUUUGUGGAGCGGUUGCUGGUGGAGCUGUUGGUGGAGCUGCUGUUGGUGGAGCUAUUAGAGGAACUGUUGGUGGAGCUGUUCUUGCUGGAGCAGCUGUUGGAGGAGCUGUUGUUAAGGAAGCAUUUCUUGGUAGACCUAUCCCCAAGCUGCCGACGAGUCAGGUAUAUUUUCUCCUGUCCCGAUAUGAGAGUUAUGGAGAGUUGCCUGGAGCAAUAUGGCGGCGACGUUGACGUGCCCAUGUCUAUGGUCAUCUACCUCUAG